Pseudogymnoascus verrucosus is the source of this 756-nucleotide messenger RNA. RefSeq lists its product as uncharacterized. The record is from RefSeq and is a predicted model, not a curated record. Lineage: Eukaryota; Fungi; Ascomycota; Leotiomycetes; Thelebolales; Thelebolaceae. The transcript has a single exon. The coding region runs from base 1 to 756 and encodes 251 amino acids.
AUGCCACGCUUCUUAUCUUUAUACACCUUUAGCCUCCCGGUGGCUGUCUUCAUUGCGAUUCCGUUAGCUUGCGCGGCGGUUGUUACGACUUUGGUGGCGGCGUCGAUUCUGGCUGUGAGGGUUACUUUUGUGUAUAUCGAGCUUGUGCUGGCGGUUGUGCCGCAUUAUAUUCUGAGGACGGAUGAUCCGCAUAGCAAGCUCUCGCAUAGGUUUUUGUCACCGAUCGCUACGUACGACAAUAGCCCAGCUACGACCCCGACGAUUGAGCGGCGAUCGAGACGGCUGAGUAAUACGUCGUUCAUGUCAGGUCUUACGCCCGCUGCGUCUGCUGUUUCUCUUCCCCUACCACAGCAGUCCGUCAGUUUUGGGAGGGAUUUCGAGGGCGUAGGAGGAUGGCGUCUUGAUCAACCAAGCGACGAGGAACAGCUAUGGACGAAAAUCAACUCACGUCUCGAAUUACCCGCCGAAUCACCACGGCGGUAUCACCAUCAAAGAUCGUUGACAACUGGGGGGUAUUCCGGCGACCAGAGAGAGAGGAAUCGAAGCCCGGAGCUGUCGAUGAGACGGAAUGGCAGCUUUAGCCCGAACACGAAGAGGCUAAGGACACCGACGCUUACGAGGAGUGGGUUUACGACUGUGGAUGGAUAUUUUGGGAUGGGAGGUGGGCAGGAGAAUGCUAUGGGUGGGAGUUGGAGCCCGAGUGCUCUGAGAACGCCGACAAUGACGAGGAGGAAUUCUGUGAGUCCGAAAGAAUGA